CGACUAGAGGCAAAAGAGCAGAGCUCCACAGAGCGCGCGCGGCUACGCGGAGCGACAGCGCGAGAGCAAGACUUCAAAGCUACGACGUUUUUAUUUUUUAUAUCGGAUUCGCAGCCGUGUUUCUUCCUCGUCCCGUUCAGCGCACUUACGAGCCAGGACACGAUCAGCCACCUCGCGAGGACAGCACGGGGUUUAAAGGCGGACGAGAGGCGCGCGAGCAAGCGCAGCAUCCCUCUGUCUCUCUAUCUAUCUCUCUCUCUCUCUCUCUCUCUCUAUCGCUCACUCUCUCUGUCCGCGCUCCAGGCACGCGAGCUCCCAGCCGCAGCGCUGCCCUCGCGCGCCUGACUUCUUCUGACGGACAGAUAGCACUGAGUGCGAAAAUAAUUUGACGUUUUCAACCGGAAGCCAGAACUUCUAGGACGUACGCUGACCGGACUCAGAGAACCCGUUUUGUAGGCUAACGUUUUCGACCGGAGUCCAGAACCGGGGAAUUAAUUUUGCCCUGGUGAACAACCGUGACGCAUGGUGGGAAUUUCUGCCUCUUUUCAGUAUCGUACUGAGAAGCCCUCCACCAUGCCCGACUCGCCCGCCGAUGUGAAAGCACAGCCCAGGUUAACUCCGCCCACCAUGCCUCCACCACCCGGCACACAGGGAGCCCCCAGGACCAGCUCGUUUACUCCCACAACACUAACAAACGGCACCAGUCACUCUCCCACCGCACUGAAUGGUGCUCCGUCGUCCCCUAACGGCUUCAGCAACGGCCCUUCGUCCUCUUCCUCCUCUUCGCUGGCCAAUCAGCAGCUCCCUCCGGCAUGCGGCGCACGGCAGCUCAGCAAGCUGAAGCGCUUCCUUACAACUCUGCAGCAGUUCGGCAAUGACAUCUCACCUGAAAUCGGCGACCGUGUCCGCACACUCGUACUGGGCCUUGUGAAUUCCACAUUAACCAUCGAAGAAUUCCACUCCAAGCUGCAAGAAGCGACCAACUUCCCCCUCCGACCUUUUGUCAUCCCGUUUUUAAAGGCCAACCUGCCCUUACUGCAGCGGGAGCUUUUGCACUGCGCACGCCUGGCCAAGCAGAACCCAGCACAGUACCUGGCCCAACACGAGCAGCUGUUACUCGACACCAGCAUUACAUCUCCGGUCGAAUCGUCUGAGCUGCUGAUGGACGUCAACGAGAACGGCAAGAGGAGGACGCCGGACAGAACCAAAGAGAACGGAUUCGAGAGGGAGCCUCCACAUCCGGAGCAUCCAAGCAAGCGGCCAUGCACCAUCAGCCCUGGUCAGCGUUUUAGCCCCUCCAAUGGACUUUCAUACCAGCCCAAUGGACUUCCUCACACUGCUCCACCACCCCCAGGCCACUACCGGCUUGAUGAGAUGGCUAUCGGCCACCAUUACAGAGACUCGUAUCGCCACACCAACCACCGCGAGAUCCGUGAGCGCCCGCGGCCCAUUGGGAUGCACGGUGGCACACGUCAGGAAGAAGUCAUCGAUCACAGACUCACAGACAGAGAAUGGGCCGAGGAGUGGAAGCACCUUGACCAUGUAAGAAAACUGCUUAACUGCAUCAUGGACAUGGUGGAGAAGACGCGGCGCUCACUCACCGUGCUCAGGCGAUGUCAAGAGGCUGACCGCGAAGAGCUCAACUACUGGAUCCGGCGCUACAGCGAUGCUGAGGACCUGAAGAAGAGCUCCAGUAGCAGCAGCAGCAGCAGCAGUAGCCAGUCAAGGCAGCAGAGCCCUGCAGGCCAGGACAGCAACCCUACAGAGAUCCACCGGGAAGUUCUCCACAGGCCUGUAUCUGGCUAUGUUCCUGAGGAGAUCUGGAAGAAAGCAGAAGAGGCGGUGAACGAAGUGAAGAGGCAGGCCAUGUCUGAGCUGCAGAAGGCCGUGGCUGAAGCCGAACGCAAGGCUCAUGAUAUGAUCAGCACCGAACGAGCCAAGAUGGAGCGCACUGUGGCUGAGGCCAAGAGGCAAGCUGCAGAGGACGCGCUGUCUAUUAUCAACCAGCAAGAGGACUCGAGUGAGAGCUGCUGGAACUGUGGACGCAAGGCAAGCGAGACGUGCAGCGGGUGCAACACGGCGCGCUACUGCGGCUCCUUCUGCCAGCACAAGGACUGGGAGAAGCACCACCAUGUGUGCGGGCAGACGCUGCAGGCGCAGCAGCAGGGCGAGACGCCGAGCACCGCCAGCUCCUCGGGCACUCCCAGUAGCAGUGCUGGCAGCCCCGCCGACACCCCCUCCGCCGCUGCCACGCCACGCUCGGACACGCCUGGCACGCCGGCAGCAUUAGAGCCUGCGCCACGCUAGAGCCAAACCCAUCACACCCCUGCCAGAACUGUCUCGCCUCGCCUCGCUUACUCAAACAUGCUAAAUCUAACAUGCUAACCGAGAAAGAGGACUAGUUCCACAGAGCGAUCGCCCAACCGGAGGUCCGUAUCGGGUCAUAUUGACUUGCUAUGACAGAGAACACAAAGAUAUUCUUUGUUUAAAAUUCUCACCAUCCUUUAAUGCGCCCAAUUGCUACUAUAGAUUAUUUUUUGUUUGUGUUAAAUGUUUCCUUGUUAAUGAGCAGAAAAAAGAAAAAGACCUCUGGAUCAGCACAUUAUUAAAACCUCCCGUUCGAUUCGUUUGUUUUUUGCUGUUUGUUUGUUUUCAGCGCUUCUUCUCCUCUCCACUAGCUGGGAUAUCAAACUAGUUGACCUCAACAAAAAGACACUUUACCAAACAACAAACCAAGGGAUUUACUUCAUAGCUGUUGUAAACAAAGACGCAAAAACAAAAUGUGAUUAUAUGAAAGACAGCAUUCCGUGAAAGGAAGACAAAAACAAAAAUUAACGGGGGGAAAAAAUAAACCAUCAGGGCAGGACAUUGUGGAGUGGAAGAUGAAUAGCGUUGUUACUGAACUCGGCAGACCCUCGGCACCGCAUGCAGAUGUGCGGCAGAUUGAACACAGGAACGCAGAUGUUCCCUCCUCUUUUUCCUUACACGUCUGCAAGACAUUUGAUGGUAUCCAGGUCAGUGGUCUGAAAAAUAAGAGUCUGUUUCUCUCGCAGAGGAAUGUAAAGGCACGGAGGACCGAGCACAGCUCCCGAUGAUGAGCGCGCUUGCAUCAGCUCCGAAACAGGAAGUGAAGUCAUCAGCCCGCCCCUCGCUACGACAGCUGUUUGGGGUGAAAAAAAAAGGCGCGAUCCUCCACUUCUGCCCCAGCUUUUAAGCCCCACCCUCAAUCCUACUUUUAGUUCUUUUUGUUGUUUCCUCUUCGCUUUCAUUGUGUUGAACAUAUGUGUCCCAUACUGUCUCUUCUCUCUGAUGCUUAUUUAUUGUACAUGUGUUGGACAAAAAAGUCGUGAUCAUGCAUAAUUACCUAAAAGAAAAAAAAAAAAAAGAAACAAACAAUCAAAAAAAAAAAAAUACAAAAAACAUUUAGGCCCAUCCUUCUAGCUGGUGCAAAAUAACAUAUUAAGCAUAUCGCGAGCUGCUUUCCUGUUUGUGGGUGUUUGUGGUAGUUCCUUAGUAGUUGUUUAAGAAGAAGAAGAAGAAAAAAAAUCCCGUUGUCCUCAAAAAGGAGACAAAAGCUAUCUCUCAGAGCUGCUGCUUCAGUCUAACACCGACCUUUUCUGAGAACUAGCAUGUUACACGGAAUGCUAACAUUAAUGUUUUUGUACAUGAGACGUACAUAAUCGUAUUUGCACUGUCACAACGUUCCCUUCAGCAUGCUUCUCCCACCCCCCACCCCCAAAGUUUCUCGGUAGAGAGAGCCUCACGUCACUGACUCCGCAGUGCUUCUUUUACGUAUCUGUGAUCUUUUUUGAUUUUCUUUAAAGGGGGGAAUUUAAAAGGGGGGGGGGAUGGUUAGGAAUCUUUUCUUUGUCCUAAACGCGAUAGCAAAAAAAAAAAACAAAAAAAAAACGUCAUACCUUUGCUUUUGAAUAGUUACAAACAGUGCAUGCACAUUACUGAAUGUUGAAGUAUAUGUUCGUUAUUUUAUUUUUUCGUUCGUUUUGUACAAAAAGGAGAAAAAUCGUUGAAAAAAAAGAAAACAAAACAAAAAAAAAAAUGCUAAGAAUCUAACUUUCCAAAUGCAGAGGUGUAAAA
Messenger RNA from Hemibagrus wyckioides, 4095 nucleotides. It is a transcript of the gene runx1t1, whose product is annotated as RUNX1 partner transcriptional co-repressor 1. Gene Ontology annotation, molecular function: transcription corepressor activity. Gene Ontology annotation, cellular component: nucleus. Lineage: Eukaryota; Metazoa; Chordata; Actinopteri; Siluriformes; Bagridae. The transcript has 11 exons. Gene Ontology annotation, biological process: negative regulation of DNA-templated transcription; DNA-templated transcription. The record is from RefSeq and is a predicted model, not a curated record. Bases 523 to 2307 code for a protein of 594 amino acids.